Sus scrofa (pig) is the source of this 1285-nucleotide messenger RNA. The record is from RefSeq and is a predicted model, not a curated record. Lineage: Eukaryota; Metazoa; Chordata; Mammalia; Artiodactyla; Suidae.
CUGGAGCAGAGCAUUCAGGGAAACAACUGCCUGCGACUGCAGCUUGAACAGCAGUCGGAUGGUGGCUGGCUCCAGGAAAGCCAGCCUCAGCCUCUCCUCCGUCAAGCAGAAUUUCCCUGCCAACACUGACUCUGGAAGCAAGCAGCCACUCUUCCAAGAUUCAGUUGCCUCCCCUCCAGUUCGGGAUGUGGGCAUGAAUUCUCCAGCUCUGGUCUUCCCCAGCUCUUCUUCUGCUCCUCCUGGCUCAGAGACCACAACCUUCAAUAGGACAAAUGAGCUGGGUUUGGAUGCUUCUCCAGUGAAGAAGAACCCUCACCCUCCCAAGCUGGAAGGUGAUGCUACUGACGGCUGCUUUGCCAAUAAGCAUGGCCGCCAUGUCAUUGGACACAUUGAUGACUACAGUGCCCUAAGACAGCAGAUUGAGGAGAGCAGACUGCUGGUCAAGAAGAUAGCAUCUCUCAUGAGAUCAACCUGCAACUUUCCUGGCCUUGAAGCUCCAGGCCCAGAGGAGAUGGGCAGCAAAGGUGUCCAUGAGCUCCUGAGCAGCACCAACACUCUGCACCAGCGGCUGGAGGAGUCGACCUCCCUCCUCACCAUGUUCUGGCGAGCAGCCUUGCCAAGCUCCCAAGGCCCUGCACUGGCUGGCAAAGUGGGAGAGUCCGUGAAAAGGGAGCUUCUGGAACUGAAAACCAAACUAUCCAAACAGGAGAGUCUACUUCAAAGCACGACCGAGCGUCUAAAGACUGCCAACCAGCAGAAGGAGAGCAUGGAGCAGUUCAUCUUCAGCCAGUUGACCAGGACUCAUGAUGUUUUGAAGAAGGCAAGGACUAACUUGGAGAAGAACACUUACAAGAUUGCCUCCAUAAAGCCUUAUUCCUGUCCCAGCAAAGGCUGUUUGUACAUGUGCAUGUUUCAUACCAAGCACGUCUUGUCCUGGGAGAUCACAAAAGCCAUCCUUUUUCUCCAAAGUGAAUUGGAGAGUGACCUGGUCCCUGAAGGGGGAGCAUAGCAUCCAGCCACCUGAUGUGCAGUGGCUUUGAGCAGAGGUAUCGCCACAGGAGGCGGUGGGAAGCUUUUCCUCUGACCUGUGGCACCAGGCGCUCCUCCAGACCUCAGCACAUCCCCUUAGCUCAUCGUCUUAACAGCCUCUCACUGUGCUCCUGGCUCAUGUCAGCACUCAGCUCUCUCUCCAGCCUCAGGAGCUGUCGCCACUCAGCUCUCUCUCCAGCCUCAGUCAGCCACCAGCAGGGCCUGAUAAUGGGCUCUUACUUUGUGUUAUUUUGGU